AAAUUUCAUAUGCCCAUUUUGUUUAAUAGUUAGAAUAAAAUAAUUGUAAUUGUAAUAACUGUAGAGAGGAAUACAUAAGCAUGUGCCUAUCUGUCCCUUGGGGAUAGCACAUGUCCAAGCCCUAAAUGCACCAGUCAUUCCAGCAGCAACCCCCCGUCUUCUUCUCCUCAGUGCUGCACCAGGGGUGCUCGCUACACUACAUCUCGUCAGUGAGAUGGACAGGGAAGCCUUAAAGGCGAGUACUCUGGAGGAUGGGUCCAGCAGGCUCAGAUGCCUAGCUUUCAGUUUUCUUUAAACCACAAACUAUCAAACAGAAUGAGAUACUUCAAAUUUGCUUGUAUUAUCUCCCUUUGAUAUGUUUUGCUGCAGUGGUCUUUGCUCUGUUACAACCCAUAAUAUACAUAAAAUGUAUUAAAAAUUAGGGAGAAAAGAAUUUGUCACCAUCACUUAAGUAGCUGGGUAGAAAUUGUGAUGAGAUUGAUGGUGAAUUUUCUGAUGCUGCUGAACGUUAUUCUUCACUUUAUGGCUGUAUACUGGUCAUAAUUAAGGGUUAUUGAGGGCUUUGUGAACAUAACAUUACAAUAAUAUGGUCACUGUGACAAUGACCAGACACAUUUCACUAAUGCAAGCCAGACACUAACCCGUUUAUCUGUCCUCCAAUAAAAGUAAGUGAGUUUAAAUCCCUUCCAAAACUUGACGGCAAGGUCUGGCACAUAGAAUAAAGUGAAAGAGAAAAUCCUUUCCACCUUUAAUCUUACACAAAUCCCCUUCUCAUUUGUAUUUUUUCAUGACAUUUCUUAAAAAAAAAAGUUGUAAUGAAGUGUGUGUGAAGGAGAAAGAGAGAGACUUCUGUCAUGUAAAAAAAAUGUAUCACAUGCCUUAGUAACAACACGUGCUGCUGCGCUGCACAGCCCAAGGCAAAAGCAUGAAGCAUAAACAUCAAGUUGGAAAAGACACGCAGUAGGUGAACAGAGUGCAACCUAUCCACUGCUCUGUUAUCUGGCCAUCUGCCUGGAUGGAAGUUUAAAUAUUUUGACACUUGAUAUGAUUGAGUAUACCUGCUAGUUACAUUGUAUCGGAUCUGCGUGGAGGCAAGGUGGCUUAUGUCUCUUGUGACACUUCUGUCCUCAAACUCCCUGUCUCUGUUUCCCCAAAGUUGUUUUUGCUUAACUGUCAACCACUGUAAACAGUUAUGUAAUUGACAGAUAAUAUAGAGGUUACUAAUCUGCAUUUAUUGUGGUUGAUGUAUGUGUUUGUCUGAAUGUGUUUGUGACAGUGUGUGUGAAAGAGGGAGAGCGAGGGCAAGAAGUGUGGAUGUUUUAAAUGAUCUUAUGCAUUUUUACAAAUAUGUAUGAAGCAUGCCACCACCCUACAUGUCAACAUUUUUCUCAGUCAACCACUGAACACAGAGGGAGAAAAAGGAAAAGAGAGAGACAGAGAGCUCCUCAUCAUCUGUGUUACAAAUGCUGCGCAUGAGGGGGUUGUUGACUUUGUUGCGAUUAAUAUGAUCUCUCAGCUGUGUGUUCAUUUCAAUCUGCAGUACAAUAUCUUCACGUCUGAACCUUUGGAUGAGGGUCACUUGCCAGAGGAGGAUUUUUUUCUGCCUCUCUGUUUUUUAUACUUCCUUCUUGGGCAGAAGGCUGGUGUAAUAGAAACCAGACACAAGCCAGAAUGUGAGUCAUUCACAACGAAGAGACCUCACUUCUUCACAGAGUGGAAAAACAGGAUAUAGAAAGCCUUGUCUAAUUAGUUUUGUCAAUGUUUCUUGUUCUUGUCUCACUUUUCCCCCAUUUUGGAAGUUAUCAAAAAGUCAGAAAAGUCCUGGACAUUAAGAUGGAAGAUGAUAUUCUGUGGAUCAGACUGUGCAUGGAAUAACUAGAGAGGGCACAGGAGACCUUCAGGAUGGGAAAUGCAUGUGCAGCUUUUCCAGCAAUGGAUCCAGAGGGGAGGCCUUGUGGCAGAGCAACAAGCCUGUCCUAUUCACUCAGAUGGCAGGGGAGAUGGCACAUCCCACACCAGGGAACACAGUGUCACAGUCAUGAGAUCAACAUGAACUCCGCAGCUCUGCCCCAUGAAUGAAGGGGCUGAAGUACUACGCUGUCUCCUUAUUACAGCUUUAUUCACCUCAGCCUCAGCUGUCACUCUGAAUGUAGGAGAGUAUGAGACUAUGAGGUCAUCUUUUUUCGCUGUCCCUUGGAAUCAAGCAUUAAAGCAUCGAGUUCUAGUUGAAAAGCUUGUAAGAGCAACAUGAGCUGGAGCUUUCUCACUCGUCUCCUGGAAGAGAUCCACAACCACUCUACCUUCGUGGGGAAAGUGUGGCUGACUGUGCUCAUCAUCUUCCGCAUUGUGCUCACAGCAGUCGGAGGUGAGUCCAUCUACUCAGAUGAGCAGACCAAGUUCACCUGCAACACCAAGCAGCCAGGUUGUGACAACGUGUGCUACGAUGCCUUUGCUCCACUCUCGCACGUACGCUUCUGGGUCUUCCAGAUCAUUAUGAUAUCCACUCCUUCUAUUAUGUACAUGGGUUACGCCAUCCAUAAGAUAGCCAGAACAGCAGAGGAGGAGCGCAGGAAGCACCAAAGGCUUCAUAAAAAGCCACCUCCUAACUCGAGAUGGAGAGAAAGCCACCAUCUGGAAGAUGUUUUAGAGGAGGUGGAAGUUGAUGAUGCUGAGCCCAUGAUUUUGGAGGAUACACUGGAGGUGCAGGAGCCCGAGCCUCAACUGGUAAGCAGCACUAGUAAAAACCCAGCAAAACACGAUGGCCGGAGAAAAAUUAUGCAAGAAGGACUGAUGAAAAUCUAUGUUCUUCAACUCAUGUCACGAGCUAUUUUUGAAAUCGCCUUCCUUGCAGGACAGUAUCUUCUUUAUGGUUUUCGAGUUAGUCCUUCAUAUGUAUGCAACAGGGUUCCCUGUCCACACAGAGUAGACUGUUUCAUCUCUAGGCCCACAGAGAAAACAAUCUUCCUCCUCAUCAUGUAUGUGGUUAGCUGUCUUUGUCUGGUGCUAAAUGUGUGUGAGAUGCUUCACUUGGGAGUUGGCACUUUACAGGAUACCCUUCGCAUGAAGAGGAACCGAGGCCAAAGGACAUCCUACAGUUUCCCUUUUUCUCGCAACAUCCCGGCUUCUCCUCCAGGCUACAACCUUGUGAUGAAGACCGACAAACCUAGCAGGAUCCCCAGAAGCCUCAUGAGCCACGAGCUGAACAUGACCAAUGUUGCCCAGGAGCAGCAGUGCACCAGCCCAGAUGAGAACAUCCCUUCUGAUUUGGCAAGCUUGCACCAUCACCUACGGGUUGCCCAAAAGCAGCUCGAUAUGGCCUUUCAAACUUAUCAAACCAAAAACAACCAGCAAACCUCCAGAACCAGUAGUCCUGUGUCUGGGGGCACUAUGGCAGAGCAAAAUCGAGUCAAUACAGUCCAGGAGAAACAAGGAGCAAGGCCAAAAUCAGCCACAGAGAAGGCUGGAACCAUUGUAAAAAAUGGAAAGACCUCUGUUUGGAUCUAGACAUUAGUCAAAUUUAGUAAAGUUACAAAAAAAAAAAAACUCUAAAGACUCCAGGACUGCACUAUGACACAACUGGAGGAUAUGUGUUUGUCUGUGUGUGUGUGUGUGUGUGAUGCCACUUUGAACAAUAACAACUGAGUUUUUCAAUCACAGUAGCUGAGUACAGUACCCACUAGGCCUAGUUUGUGGCAUUAAAGAAGAAAACACAUAAAGAAAUGAUAAAAACCACCAUCCUGGAUCCUAUCACUGUAGUGUCAUUUUGUGCUUGCCAUAGCUUUUGGACAUGGUUAACACAUUCUUACCUCUCUAAUUCCAGCUAAAAUAUCAAAUUAUAAACAAACUGCUUCAAGCUUUUUAUCUGAUCUACCCUUUACUGCUGAUGAAUUGGAUUAAUUUUCAGAAAUUUAACUUUAAAGUGUGUGAUUGUACCCCCAAGUCAGGUAUAAAAUAUAUUGCAAGACAUUGUACAUGUGGGUAAUUUCUGAAUAAUGAUGAUUGUUGUUGGAAAGAUGCACAUUCAGCCCUCUGGGAAGUUUUUGGGAUGUAGUGUGGACUAUUAGAUAGUGUAAUGUUGCUGGAAGCAGAUUCAAUGUGAAAUAUUUUGAUAAAGGUAAUGAGCAGGGCUAUGUCACUGUAGGUUCUUCUUCGGUGUAAUAAGCUUUAGCCAUUGUGUGCAAAGCCUUUAUUUAUUCUAUAUUAUCCAAAGCCUUUCAGUGUCACAUUUGAAG
Messenger RNA from Monopterus albus (swamp eel), 4232 nucleotides. It is a transcript of the gene gjc2, whose product is annotated as gap junction protein gamma 2. Gene Ontology annotation, molecular function: gap junction channel activity. Lineage: Eukaryota; Metazoa; Chordata; Actinopteri; Synbranchiformes; Synbranchidae. Bases 2248 to 3504 code for a protein of 418 amino acids. The record is from RefSeq and is a predicted model, not a curated record. Gene Ontology annotation, biological process: cell-cell signaling. Gene Ontology annotation, cellular component: connexin complex. The transcript is spliced from 3 exons.